Molecule: messenger RNA, 1163 nt
Organism: Ficedula albicollis (Collared flycatcher)
Lineage: Eukaryota; Metazoa; Chordata; Aves; Passeriformes; Muscicapidae
Gene: TMUB1
Product: transmembrane and ubiquitin like domain containing 1
Exons: 2
Coding region: 1-570 (189 amino acids)
Source: RefSeq, a predicted model, not a curated record
AUGGGAGUGACCGGGAUCACACUGGAGUGCCCGGCGCCGGGCCGGGACUACAACUCCCGGCGUGCUCCGCGCGGCGGCCACACCCCCGCCGUGCCUCCCGCAGCCAGGACUACAUGUCCCAUCGCCCCCCGCGCCCGGCCGGAAGCGGCGGAGGUGGGUCAGAGGGGCCUGGCCCGUCCUGUCAGCGCUGUGACCCCUGUCCCUGUCUCCUCCAGGACCUACUUCCCCGGGCAGGAGCAGCAGGUGCGCUUGAUCUACCAGGGGCAGCUGCUGCGUGACGAUUCCCAGAGCCUGGCGGGGCUGCACCUGGGCCACCUGAGCGUCCUGCACUGCCACCUGUCCCCGCCCAGCGUGGCCCCCACGGCUCCCGGCAGCCCUGGUCCCCGCAGCCCCGCGCCCGCCGCGCUGGGCGUGGGCAGCCUGGCGCUGCCACUCUUCGUGCUGCUGCUGGCCCUGCUCUGGUACCUGCAGCUGCAGCACCGCCACGUCUUCACCGCCACCGCCACCACCUGCCUGGCCGGCCUCACCCUGCUCGUCACCUUCGUGGCCUUCGCCAUGUACCGCAGAUAGCGCGGCUGGACCAGCGCCUGGGACACAGGGACCAGAGCCACACCUGGGACACUCAGAGCCUGCCCAGCCCACCUGGGACAUGGAGGGCUCUGCAUUCAGCCCACUCAACAUAUCGGGGGCACGUGGGUGCAACUGCACCUGAAACGGGGGGUCUGGUCCCUGGGCUGUGUCCCCCACGGGUCCAGGAGUCCCGGGCAGGUGCCCAACCACACCCUGUCUGCACACAGGGGCUGUCGCAGGAGUGGUGGCUCAGCUACCUCGGGGGGGUUCUGGUGCCCCCGUCCCUGCAUGGACCAUCCCCCCAGGCACUCUGCGUGCAGAAGCUCCUCGGGUGUGGUCCUGCUCGGGGUGGUGUCUGUGCCCGCAGAGCUUCUCCUCUUUGGAAUACAGCGUGGCUGCUCCUGGGGAUCCCGGUGCCUGGGGGGGGACACGAGCCCAGGGGUGCCGAGGGUCCCGGUGCCGGCGGGAUGCACUCCUGAGGUCGCGGUGCCGGGGGUGGCUGCACUCCCCACUGUCCCGGGGGUUCCAGUGCUGUGUUGGGGGGUCCCGCCCCCCAGCGCCGUUCCGAUUAAAGCGGAAGGACUGUGAGCGGC